Molecule: messenger RNA, 7275 nt
Organism: Mizuhopecten yessoensis (Yesso scallop)
Lineage: Eukaryota; Metazoa; Mollusca; Bivalvia; Pectinida; Pectinidae
Product: glutamate-rich protein 6-like
Exons: 16
Coding region: 116-2302 (728 amino acids)
Source: RefSeq, a predicted model, not a curated record
ACCGUCGCUAUCACCACUGACAAACUAUCAUGGAGGCAGGUCUCGGGGUCACGGCAGGAACACACUAAUUUAUGAAUGAAGGUCAUACCUUGAUUUUGAAAUCCUGACAAGAAAUAUGUCUUCAAAAAACUUAUCCGACUCCACCCCGCUGCCUCCAAUAACAUCACGAGUAUCAACUGACCCAGAAGCUGACCUAAUAUCAAACCAUGACAGUGACAGUGAGACCGACAUACAACUACAGCGGCCUGACAGCUCAGCUUCCGAAGCAUCUACGACAUCAGCAGCAUCCUCAGCUGUCCUUGACCAAUCCGGACAAGGGAAAGUCCGUCCAUCUGUUGUCCGAGGAUUCAGACGAGAAUCCGAUGUGACCGACCUAGCUAUGAGUCUUGACUCACCAGGAUCUGGCAAACGAGGAGUGUCAUCUUCAUCAAAGAAUGGAAAAUCCAAGAACCUCACAGCAAGGGAGACAACCAGGCGGAAAACGUACGAUGGUCGUGAGAUUUUAUUUAUUACCCAGGAUGUCCAGACAGACUGGGACUGGGUUCAGGAGGCUGAGAGGACCGGCAAGGGGAAGCAAAUCAUAGCAAACGAGAGCACCCUUUCUGCGCGUGGUAAGCGAGGAUCCAAGGAAGACCUUCGACGUAGUUCAGAUGAGGAAGGUCGUCGAGGUAAAGCAGACGGUCCCGAGGGACAGAAGAAAGGAAAAGAUGGAGUGAGUGAUGGUAAGAAAGAUGACAAAGCCGGAGGCAGAUCAUCCUACCCCUUCCCAGACAAUGAUGAGUUUGGAAUACCGAUGUUAGAACUCAGCAGUGACACAGACUCGAGUUCCGAUGAGGAUGCAUACAACAAGAAAACAACAGACGAUCGGAAUUUUAUGCCGAGUGUCGGACCUCCUCAGAUUCUACAGUAUAUCCGAGAAUCUGAGAAACAGGAAGUGGAUAUGGAUGACCCGGGGGCACUGGAACAGGUCUCUGAGGAGGAUGAGGACUACCCAGUGGAUGAACACGGCCGCUCCCUCGGCAUGCUGGGAGGACACUGUGAGUUCUGCGAGAAGGACAUCAAGCUGUUCCCAACGCUGGAACAACAACAGAAUCAGCCCCCUGAGGAGUUGUACUGCUGUAACCAGUAUCGGGAGUUUGUUGAGUUUGCUACCAGCCAGACUGCCAUUAUGGAAGAGGAACACAAGAGCAAAACCAAGAUGAUAAGUGUCAAGUCCCACCCUCGCCACGGGGACAAACAGGCGCGGCUGGCUGCCCGGGAGAGAGCAGAGAGAAGGAUCAGAGAACGUGAGAUGCAGCGCAGGCAGCAAGAAGUGUCAGGCAUGCAGCAGCAGGCCUUCAUGGCAGGCAAAUCUAAAGGCAUGGGCAACCCCCACGGACAGCAGAUGUAUAGCCAUAAAGACAGUGUUGCCCGCCAGAUGAAGACGAUAAACUACAUGUUAUCCUCGCAGAGAUGUCUGGAGGAGGGUUGGACCAUCCGGGCCCCAAGUCCCUUGUUACCGGAGGAACACGAGGACAUUUUUGUCCCCGAGCCCCUUAACCCUGCCAUGAUAGCCUCAGGAAAUUUGUAUGACCGACCUCUGAUAGAGAAGUUCUAUGAAGAUGGGCAGAAAUUCCUUACCAUGUUCCCUGAUGGAACCGGAAAUGUUUUUUAUCCCUCUGGGAAUCUUGCAAUAUCUAUCUCGUCUGUGACUCUAGGCCAGUACACCUAUGUUGUACAAGAGGACUCCGACCUACCAGUCAUCCUCUCAGUGUUUGAACCUAAUGGAUAUGCCACCUGUUAUCAUCCUAACAAUGUUAUCAGGCUGUGUAUGGAGCCAUUUGGUGGAAUAGAACUUGAUGCCUUCGGUAACCGUAGAAGACGAUGGAGCUGGAAGGACCAGGAGACCCAUGUCCACGCUCCUCCGUUUCAGCCGAUCCACUUUGGGCUAAACAAGUACACGGGAGUACGCGUGAUGAGUCAGGACCGUAUAGCCCUCACACUUAGUGCCAAACAACGCAGCUGUCGCUUCAAUGUUGGCGCUAAACUUAAGUUAAUCAAUCCUGAGAGUGUUCCAUCCAAAGAGUUAGACGACACCUUGAUAUUUUUAGAUGAUAAGAAGAAUCGUGUUGAAACUCUACUAGAUCGUGUGUCUACUUUACUUAAGUUCCCAAAGUCUCCCAAACUGGAAAAGAUCUUGCCACCUUUAAGCCUAACAUCACGAGUAACGAAGACAGAAAAAAUGAAGAAAGAGAGAGCGCAGCAGAUUGCAGCUUUGGAGGCAAAGAAAACGAAACAACCUGGUGUCGUAACAGUGAACUAAGUGUCAAGCUUAGUGUGAUAAACUCGCCUAUUGUGUUUGAUUACAGCUUACCCCGCUUCAUCUGUCUGAGGAAGAGCAUGUACUAAAAUAGAGACAUCUCCCUAUAAAGGAAAUACAAAUAUUCUUUCUUUAGUUCAUUCUGAUAUUCAUCAUAUCCUUCACAAUUUGAUUUCAAACUCAAAUCUUCAAAAUAGGUUUCAUUUAUAUAGAUACGGGUUUCAUCCAUUCUAGGUUCUUUUAAAAUAGCUUAUGUAAAAUAUUUUUUUAAAUAACAUAUUGAAUUGCUUUUAAAAAGAUUUCAGGCAUUCUUUCAAUACUUGAAUGGAAAUUAAGAUGAUAUCACCAAAUUGUUGACAAGGUAAAUUAAUCUGUUUAUUUCUGUUAAAAACCCUGUAAGAAAUACAAGUAAAGUUUGGUUACCGAAUGUUUCAAUCCUAGUAUGGCCGUUUUUUUUCUUUUUCUUGUAUAUGUUACAUAAAUAUUAAUGUGUAUCACAGUUUUUCUCUCCGUCCAAUAUUUUUUUGUUAUAAAGCAUUCCGCUAUUGUCUGUGAUAUAAUUACUGUUUACAGUAGAGUAUGAGUUUAAUUGAUUUUUUUUUGUGCGACAAAUAUUCAACAAUUAUGUGCAAAUAAUAAGAAUAGAAAUAUUUUCUUAUAUAAGUAAUUGCUGGAAUAAUUACGAUACAGUUUACGAUAUUGUUGAGAAAUUAGACUAAUAUCAUGUAACGUGGUGGAAGCUGCUGAGAAAAAAAAAGACUCAUUUGAGUGAAAACUCCUGAGGAAUAAAAAUGCUAUUACUUCACAUAGUGGGGGCCGCGGUGGCCAAGUGGUUAAGGCGUCUGACAUUCUGUUACCACUAGCCCUCCACCGCUUGGUCGCGGGUUAAGGACCCACGUGCGGCAGUCGCCAGGUACUGGCUGUUGGUCAGUUGUUUUCUCAGGGAACUCCGGCUUUCCUCCAUCACCAAAACCUGGCACGUCCUUAAAUGACCAUAGCUAUUAGUAGGACGUAAAACACAAACCAAAUUUUACAUAGUGGAAACUACAGGGGAAUAAUUAUAAUUCUAUAAUUAUUUUAUACGAGUAUUAAGAUUAUUUUUAUAUGGUGUUAACUGCUGAGGAAUAAAUCUGCUGUUAUUUUACGGAAACUGAUGAGGAAUGAGCUUGCUAUUUAUUACAUGGUGGAAACCACAGAGGAAUAAUUAUAAUUCUACAAUUAUUUUACAUGAUGAAAACUGCAGAGAAAGAAAAAAAAAUCUUUCAUGUUCCAUUGUGAAAACUGCUGAGGAAUAAACCUGCUGUUAUUUUUCAUGGCGGGGACCACAGGGGAAUAGUUAUAAUUCUACCAUCAUUUUACACGGUAAAAUCUGCUGAGGAGAAAGAUUACUUUUAUAUAUGGUGUAAUCUGCUGAGGAGAAAGAUAGCUUUUAUAUAUGGUGUAAACUGCUGAGGAAUAAGAAGCAUUAUCAAGUAAUGUUUUGGUGAAUAAUUUCUAUAUUUUGAAAAAUAUAGUGAAGCUGAUUAUCAUGGAUAGCUUUACAUUCUUGUGUAUGACAUUUAACAGCUAGUUCUAAAUCAUCAUGUGUUAAUUACAAACUGUACUAGUUGUUGUUGUUGACAAAUAGCUUGGUGUAAUCAGCAUUUUGUCCUAUAAAAAUAUGUAUAUAUAUUAUACAUGUAUAUCUUUAUUUAUGUAUGUUGUGUUCUGACUGUGUUCUAGUUACAAAUCCUCCAUGUGCUGCCAAACAAAAUGAUUGUAUUAUAAUUCAGAGCACCUUGCUGACAGCAGAGGACUAUUUCUUUGAUCCAUUUAAAUCAAUCAGAAAUAGAAACUAUACAUUAAUGUACGUAUGAUACCAGUGAUCAUGUUGUUUAAAAAGCCUUAGUCUUGUGAUAUUUCUGAAAAAUCCGAUUUGAUAGUGUGAUCUGUUUUCCCUGCAUAAUUAAUUACCUUGGGGAAUGUGUUUAUUCUGUUUACCGUCAUGAGCGGUAGACGCAAUCAGUCCAGUUUGGACAAUUUUUCUUGAAUUAUUUUUUUCACUAUUUUUUUAUAAUUUGAAAUUUUACAACCUGGUUCUACGAUAUCAAUGAUAACCCGAUAUUUCUUUACCAAGCAACACAUCUAAAACAUGUCUUCUCCACUGUCCAACAACUUUUUUAGAUUGGUGGAUGUUGAUACAAGUUAAAGUGUUGGUAAAGAUACUGAAUACGAUAUAUACCCCACUCCCACCUCAGCUCGUUUUGAUAUAAUUUGACCAAACACAUUUUUAAUGAAAAUAUUAUUUGAAAACUUUUAGAAAAAAAAUUCCUUUAACUUGUGAAUUUCACUUAUUAUGAUCCAUUUUUCUAUGUGCUUGAAUAUUUUAUAUAUUGUAUAUGAAAAUGUUUUGUAUUAUCGAUUUUUUCCAACAUUACCAGCAGAUUAUUAUUCUCUCAUCCUCUAUUUGUGUCUCAUCAUGUUAAUGUCAAAUUCAUCACUCUGCUUUAAAAAAACACUUCUCUCUGUGAGAAAAGUUUGAUUUUCAUCCUGUAUUUAUUAGUGUUACAUCGCCUGCUUGUAUUAUCAUGAAAUGAUUUGUAGCCUACAUAUCAACAGUAUUGUAGCUUAUAAGUAUAACACAAUCAGUGUUUGUAGCCUACAUACCAACAGUAUUGUAGCCUAGUAUAACACAAUCAGUGUUUGUACAGUUCAUGUUUAUGUAGCUGUAUAUAUAGGACGGACUACGUGUCGUGUACGCGGCAGGCAUAUUUUACCUAGUGUCAGUGUUCACACACCUAGAAGUUAGUGAUACACCCGCAAAUAUGAUAUUUGUUGUUGUCAAAGGGUGAUUUCGUGAUUGUAUCAUUAUUUUAUUUUUUUACCAUUUUAUUUUUUAAACAUAAGUUUGCAGUUAUAUUCUAAUAAAACUAAACCAUGAAAUGGUUUAGCUGUUACUUAGUGUGUUGUAAGCACACAAAUUAUCUGAAGAGUAUGUUAUUCUUAAUGCACAAUACAUCUUACAUGUACUGUCACUUGUACUUAAAAUAUCUUGUGUAUGGUCACUUGUACUUAAAAUAUCUUGUGUAUGGUCACUUGUACUUAAAAUAUCUUGUGUAUGGUCACUUGUACCCAGAAUAUCUUGUGUAUGGUCACUUGUACUUAAAAUAUCUUGUGUAUGGUCACUUGUACUCAAAAUAUCUUGUGUAUGGUCACUUGUACCCAGAAUAUCUUGUGUAUGGUCACUUGUACUCAAAAUAUCUUGUGUAUGGUCACUUGUACUCAAGAUGUCUUAUGUGUAUGGUCACUUGUACCCAGAAUAUCUUAUGUGUAUGGUCACUUGUACCCAGAAUAUCUUGUGUAGGGUCACUUGUACUCAAAAUAUCUUGUGUAUGGUCACUUGUACUCAAGAUGUCUUAUGUGUAUGGUCACUUGUACCCAGAAUAUCUUAUGUGUAUAGUCACUUGUACCCAGAAUAUCUUGUGUGUAUGGUCACUUGUACUCAAGAUGUCUUAUGUGUAUGGUCACUUGUACUCGAAAUUUAUUACGUCACAUGUAUGGUUACUUGUACUCAAGAUAUCUUGUGUGUAUAGUCACCUGUACACAAAAUAUCUUGUGUAGGGUCACUUGUACCCAAAGUAUCAUAUUUUCAUUGUCACCUGUCUCAAAAUAUCUGAUGAGUACAAUUAGUUUAAUGACUUCUAUCCAAGUCUGGAUUAGAUUAAUUAAUGUGAAGCUGAGCACUUAAGCUUCUUACUUUCCUAAGCUGUACAGAUGUUUGCAGUAAAUAUGAUGAUGUUUGCAGUUAAUAUGAUGUCCCCGUCCAGCCAGACUUCAGCGUCAGUUACUAUUAAGUCAGUAACAGAUAAGAACAAAGAAUAUGUUCUAGAAACUUAUCAUCUUAUACAUAUACUGUGUAUAUGAUGUCAUAUUUUAUUUUACUUUGCACACCUGUAGCAAUAUAUAUAUAUGAUGGCAUUAGGUAUGUCAAAUGGUUUACACAUCCAGGCCACCUCACCUGUUCUCAGAAUAAUCUGAUAUUAUACUCUCUAUACGUCACUAGUCACUAUACACUUUUUCACUGUCACCGAGAACGCGCAACAUGUACAGAUUUGUUGUUUCCGUCCAUAUCGUCCAUUUCCUUUUUAUCAAACACUGUAAAAGCACAAAAAAGAAAGUUUUUCAAAUGAACUUUUUAUCAUGGUAUUUUUCAUUCAGCAUAUUUAUUGGUAAGAUGAGUAAUGUAUGCAUAUAGCUAUUCUAACUAAAUACAUAAUGUUGAGGAGAUCAUUGUAAGGGAGGUAACUCAUGUAAGUCACAGGUAUAACGGCUAGGUAGCACGUCCUUAUAUAAAUAGAAUAAUCACUGUCCUGUAUACAAUAUCAGUACCGUGGUCCUACUGGAUCAUUUCUGUGGUUGUGCUGUAGUAAAUGUUUUUUAAAGACAAGUGGUACCCGUUACAAUAGAGGCCAAAAGUAGUAAAUGGAGUUUUUAUAAUAAAAAUUUAAUGUUUUUAACAUCAAAGUAUAUAAUGCAACUUUUUCUGCAUAUGGAUAGAUUUUUUGUUUAAAAGAAAUAUCAUUGAAGCAUUAAUCUUUCUUCUUCCAAUUUUUUCAAAUAUAUUUUAUUCAAAAUAGGAUUAUAACCUAUGGCAAAAUUUAUUUUAGGGAUAUUUCCGUUUUUAUUUUCGCCAAAGUGGUGAACUAUAUACUCUCAUCAAAUAGUUUCCUUUAUCUAUAUAUCCAAUAUAUUUGUAUUUUUAAUGUUUUUUGAGGAAGUUUAUAAAGAAGCAUUGUAUUGAAUUUGCUAAUGGUUGUAUUGAGGCUAUUGUUUUUGGCGAGCGCGUGACUCAUGAUCAUGUGACCAAGAUUUGAGGCUCUUAUAGAUUGACAUUGGUCAUGUGACUUGUGCUGUCACCCAUGGUUGUGUGACUCAGCCCUGUUUGGAUAAGUCGACUAAAACAACGUUGUUAUUUAUGAAUAAAUGUGAAAUAUGAA